Cherax quadricarinatus is the source of this 1216-nucleotide messenger RNA. Lineage: Eukaryota; Metazoa; Arthropoda; Malacostraca; Decapoda; Parastacidae. The record is from RefSeq and is a predicted model, not a curated record.
CCUCGUUGCCUUGAUCUUACUGCAAGCUGCUUCAUUUUAUUCCAGAGAUUCUGUAUGACCCUUACGAAUUAGCACUUUCCCAAGUACAUGAUAAUAUCAUCUCUUAUUCCGGCUGGGCAUGUUCUCUGCGGGUUUAGCGUUUUCCUACCAUGAUGAUAACCUGCCACCAACUUUUUUUUUUUUUUUUGCAGACAUGAUGAGCGCCUUCCCGUACCCCGGCAUGUUGGGCGUGCAGCAUCUGAUGGGCGGCGGAGACCUACGUCCUGGCGGCCAGCUGGGCCCUGCCCGCCGCCCAGAACAUGACCCUACAACCCCGGCAACCUACUACCACCACGUCCAGGCCAGGGACGACCACACCGCCGCCCGCGAGUCCAUGCAACUGCUGCGGAACGACCUCCUGGGACUCAACCGCGGUCAAAUAUCUGGUGCCCAGGAGGAGGGCAGUGCUCAGCGGGGGAUGCCCUCCCUCCAGCCGCUAGAGCACUCCAUGGCGGGUAACAUCGAGAACCAGGACCCGGCUAGCGGGAGGGGCUCACCCGCCGUGAAGGAAGAACGUGAACAGAGGGAUGAGACCGGCGGCUCGUGUAGCAGUGAUGAAGCCACACGUGGACCGUCCGGUCCGCCGGGUUCGUUAGCGUCCGGAACCAAGAAGAUCCGACAACAGAAGCACGUGAGACUCUCUAUUAAUGCUCGGGAGCGACGACGGAUGCACGACCUAAACGACGCUCUGGACGAGCUGCGUUCUGUGAUUCCCUACGCGCACUCUCCCUCCGUCAGGAAGCUCUCUAAGAUUGCUACUCUCUUACUUGCUAAGAAUUUCAUCCUGAUGCAGUCUAAUGCCAUAGAAGAGUUGCGACGAGUGGUCACCUACCUUAACCAACCAGGGGCCCACCUACCGCACCUGCCACCUUCAGUAGGCUUCGACACGGGCACCAGCUUGGGCACGGAGGGUAUCUUACCUGCGGGCUUCCCCCGCUUACCUCCACACGCCCACAACCCCAGCCCGCCACGCAGUAGUAAACUACAACAGCCGCUCUUUACAGACCCCUCGCCUCCCUACAAGUCCCAGUCAUAACUAUGGUUGUGUAGCAGGAGACGGUGAAGGCUUGGCAGAGCUGCCCUCUGCAGAGGGCAGGCACGGCAGAGGCAAGCACGGCAGGGAGCAGGCAUGCCCACGCACACAGGGUGAGGGAUUAGUGACGCACAACACAGCACU